CUUGUUUCUUUGUAGUUACACCCUGGACAAUAACCUUUUAACUCCAGAGCAGAGGCACUUUUAUGAUGAAAAUGGUUACCUGGUCAUUAAAAACCUGAUUUCUGGUGAAGACAUUGAGCGUUUCAGAAAUGAAUUUGCAAAGAUCUGUAAAAAGGAGAUACAAGUGCCCGGCUUAAUCAUAAUGAGGGAUGUGGCCAUUGCUAAAUCAGAGUUUGUUCCAGAUCAAAAAGCAGUUACUAAAAUACAGGAUUUUCAGGAAGAUGAAGAGCUCUUCAGAUAUUGUACCAUGCCUCAGAUCCUAAAAUAUGUUGAGUGCUUCACAGGGCCAAACAUCAUGGCCAUGCACACGAUGUUGAUAAAUAAACCUCCAGAUUCUGGCAAGAAGAGCUCUCGCCAUCCCAUGCAUCAGGAUUUGCACUACUUUCCAUUCCGGCCUGCAGAUCUCAUUGUGUGUGCCUGGACUGCCAUGGAGCAGAUAGAUCGCAGCAAUGGCUGCCUGGUUGUUUUGCCAGGAACACACAAGGGUUCCCUGAAGCAACACGAUUAUCCUGAUUGGGAGGGUGGCGUUAACAAGAUGUACCAUGGGGUGCGUGAUUACAACAAAAACCUUCCCAGGGUUCACCUUGUUAUGGAGAAGGGAGACACAGUAUUCUUCCAUCCCUUGUUGAUUCAUGGCUCUGGAAUGAACAGAACUCAAGGCUUCCGGAAGGCGAUAUCUUGUCACUAUGCUAGUGCAGAUUGCCACUAUAUUGAAGUCAAGGGCACGAGUCAAGAAAACAUUGAGAAAGAAGUUGCAGAAAUUGCACAAAAAAAAUAUGGUGUGAGCACGCCUAUCACUCUGAAGGAUACUUGGAUGAUACGAGGGCGGCUUGUAAAAGGAGAAAGAACUAAUCUUUAGAAUAGUUUUCUGAUGGCAGAGUUAGAAAAAUGUGUGCCUGAGUAUUGUGUUCCCUGAUCGGAAACCACGAUCCUCACAAAUUUGCAUUUGCUUUUUUUGUUUGAAUUUAUUUACAACAAAAGAUUGUAAUAUGAAUGCACUGAAGAUUAACAAAAUUUAGCUAAUAUACUUAGCAUAUUUUUAACCUAUUCACUAUAGUAAAUACUUCUAUUUUUGUAAUUUUAAAAAUCAUGUGUUUUAAAAUCCACUGUUUGUUAAAUGGAUGAGAACUCCCAUCAGAUCAGCUCUUUAAAUACUCAUCACUGUGUUACUUAAGAACCAAUUUCAAUUCAGAUGUCUCUAUCCUGAUGUAACUUUUUGGGCUGCUCUUAAUGCAACUCUUAUGCUAACUCAUGGCUCUAGUGAGUCUUAACCUGGGUGGAAAAGACCAGUUGCAUCAUCUAGCCCUUUCCCGUCGUUGGAGCAUGACUGCAUUUUCUAGUCCUUUUGUCUAGUUUAUUAAAUGUCUGAAGCGAUUGUGCUUUUACCAGUUCCUUUGGGAGGCUAUUGUGGAGUCUAAUAGAUCUCACUGCCAAGAAGUCUGUCCUAAUUUUAGCCUACAUUUCCCUUCAGUUUUCUACCAUUACUCCCAUCAUCCUAAAUAAUAAUUCUUUCCUUGUUACUUAUGCAUCAAAUAAUAAGACUUAGUGUGUGCAUGGAAUUCACAGUAACUAUCAGCGUGUACUGUAUUGAAAUGAACACAGUUUGGAGGAAAAUGGUCCUUUCCCUAAAAGACAUGUAAUAUUCUGCUCGGGAGCAAAGCAGUUUUAACCGUGGUGUAGUCAUCGCUGGAACAGUGGUUAUCUCUGUGGACAGUGAAUUCAUUUGAAACUGGUUGUGUGGGGUUGAGUAACUUAUCUUUAACUUUACUUCCAUCCCUUCCCAUUUUUAAACAACUGAGAAGGGGUUUCCUCUUUUGAAGCUGGCCUUUGUAGGGGUAGGCUGGGUAGUCAAGUCCAGUGCAGGAAAAUUUAUACAGAAUG
This is a messenger RNA of Chelonoidis abingdonii (Abingdon island giant tortoise), 1920 nucleotides long. Lineage: Eukaryota; Metazoa; Chordata; Testudines; Testudinidae. The record is from RefSeq and is a predicted model, not a curated record.